CUUUUUGCAUGUUGAGGAACAUUGCUCGUAACGCCAAUCGCCUCGGAAAUUCGAUAGUUUACUCAACUUGUAAACCGAGACAAUCCUUGACAACUAAACGUUUUAACAUGUCUAAUAAUUUGAAGAAGCCAGCUAUUGGGCCCUCCCAAAAAGUUGCUCAUUUCGAACGUGAUGUAUGGUCUAUUUUCACACCUUUGGCUGUAGAAACAAAGGCCAUCAAUCUAGGACAAGGUUUCAUGAACUUCAACCCCCCUGAUUUCGUACAGGAAGCCGCCAACCAAGCCAUUCAUGACGUUGGAUCCAAUCAGUACAGUCACCCACGAGGACGACCUAGGCUGAGACAAGCCUUGGCUAAAUCGUACAGCCCACUUUUCGGACGACAACUUGACCCCGAAUCUGAAGUGAUUGUUACUGCUGGCGCAAAUGAAGGAAUGUUUGCUACUUUUGCGGCAUUUCUGGAUGAAGGCGAUGAAGUUAUUUGCAUGGAACCAUUUUUUGAUCAAUAUAUCUCUAAUAUCACCAUGAAUGGAGGUGUCCCCGUUUAUGUUCCAUUGAGAGCCCCAGCCAAGGCAGCAACCGAGAACAUUUCUUCGCAUGAAUGGAAGUUGGAUAUCAAUGAGCUUCGUAGCAAAAUCACCAAGAGAACAAGAAUGAUUGUGAUCAACACUCCUCACAACCCAAUUGGAAAAGUCUUUGACGAAGAGGAAUUGAUUGCCAUCGGUGACGUUGCUGAGGAACACAACCUGAUUAUCCUAUCUGACGAAGUGUACGAUCGCCUCUAUUAUGAACCCGCCAAACAAGUUCGCAUUGCCACUUUGAAGAACUUUUGGGAUAGAACGAUAACUGUUGGCUCUGGCGGCAAGUCAUACGCUGCUACUGGAUGGCGUGUAGGAUGGCUAAUUGGUCCUAACGAACUUAUUCAGUACUCACUGGCCGCACAUACUCGUGUUGUGUUCUGUGUUAAUUCUCCUUGCCAGGAAGCAUUGGCAAUUGGCUUGGAAAAGAGUCAGGAUUUACCUUAUUUCCAAGAUCAAAUCAAGGCAUAUACUAAGAAGAGACAGAUUCUAUCAGCUGUCUUUGAUGAACUUGGUUUACCCUAUACAGUACCCGAUGGCUCUUAUUUCAUUCUUGUUAACACAACCAACGUGCAAUUCCCCAACAACUAUGAGUUCCCUGAUAUUUUGGAAUCUCGCGCUAAAGACUUUAAAAUGUGCUAUUGGCUCGCCAAGGAAAUUGGAGUUGUUGCCAUCCCACCAUCCGAAUUUUACUCCAAAGAGAACCGUAACCUCGCUGAGGAUUUUGCUCGCUUUGCUUUCUGUAAAUCAGACGACGUUUUGGAAGACGCUGUCGUGGCUCUCAGAAAACUUGCACCUUACAUUAAGAAGUAGAUGACCGCCUACCGGCUUUGCAUUGCUACGCUGGUGGUCGUAAAAAGUGAAUUGUGAAAAAAUAAAAAGCCUCUCCUCCCAAAGAAAGCGACGAGAGAAUCGUUGAAAUUUGGUGGCUCUAGGAAAUGCAAGUUUGUUGAAGUACGUCUAUUCUUGCAUCAUCUUUUGUAACGUUUGUCCAUCGUAACCGUGUACUGACAAAUCACUCCGCGUCUCUGUUGGGUCAUCUAACGUUUGCUCCAAAUAAAAUGCCUAAGGACGAAGCGAUUAGUACUAGAAAUUUGAACAAUUGAUA
Molecule: messenger RNA, 1683 nt
Organism: Umbelopsis ramanniana AG
Lineage: Eukaryota; Fungi; Mucoromycota; Umbelopsidomycetes; Umbelopsidales; Umbelopsidaceae
Exons: 8
Coding region: 9-1388 (459 amino acids)
Biological process (GO): biosynthetic process
Cellular component (GO): mitochondrion; cytoplasm
Molecular function (GO): L-kynurenine:2-oxoglutarate transaminase activity; pyridoxal phosphate binding
Source: RefSeq, a predicted model, not a curated record